Naumovozyma castellii is the source of this 3663-nucleotide messenger RNA. RefSeq lists its product as uncharacterized. The record is from RefSeq and is a predicted model, not a curated record. Lineage: Eukaryota; Fungi; Ascomycota; Saccharomycetes; Saccharomycetales; Saccharomycetaceae. The coding region runs from base 1 to 3663 and encodes 1220 amino acids. The transcript has a single exon.
AUGUCUCGUUAUGCUCAUUUAUGCUAUAUUAAAGUUCCUAGUUUGGAAAUGUUUGGAGCUUCACCGACUACUAUUAUACAAGUUGGAAAUGAAGACUGUAAGGCUAUAGUGGACACAGGGUCAACAGCAAAUUUCAUUUCAGCUGAAAUGUUCGAUAGAUUAGAGGCUAAUACAUAUAGACUAUUUACUUUAAAGCAUAGAAUUAAUGUUUAUAAUGCCAACCAGACAAAAAUGGAUGUAGAUAGCUACGUCGCUCUUGAAUGUAUCAUAGAAUCAGAACCAGUGAUCAUACAUGCAUUUGUUGCAGAUUGGUUACAAGUGGACUGUAUUUUAGGUGUACCAUUUAAGGAAGAGUUUAAAGAUAUUGCCAUGCCAAUCAUUAAUAGAAAAGUUAAACUUGUUACAAUAGAUGAUCAAAUUAAAAUGAUUAGUGCGUUGAAAGCACGUAGAUUGUUAACAAAGAAAACUACUGAAGCUCAUUUAUUUUGGGUUUCGGCAGGUGGUACGAUCAGAAAAGAUGUAUCAUCUGAAUUGACUCAACAAUUACUAAAGAAAUUUGGAAAAGUUAUUGUUGAUGAAUUACCAAAUUUACCCACUCCGAAUAGGAUCAUAAAACAUCAUAUUGAGUUAUUACCAGGAAGUAGCCCAGUAGCUAGAAGAGCAUAUCGUAUGAGCUUUAGCGAAAGGAAAGAACUGGAACGACAACUACAAGAACUUUUAGCAGCUGGCAGAAUUGAAGUUGGUAACUCUCCUUUUGCUGCACCAGUACUAUUUGUUAUCAAGAAAGAUGGAUCCAAAAGACUUUGUUGUGAUUUCAGAGGGUUAAAUGAGGUAACAGUUAAAAGUAAGUUUCCUUUACCGAGGAUUGAUGACUUAUUUGAUAUGUUAUCAGGCGCUUCCGUGUUUAGUCAAUUGGAUCUUGUAAGUGGUUACCACCAAGUCGAAGUGGAACCCAAGGAUCAGUAUAAGACUGCAUUUGUAACGCAUGAAGGGCAGUAUAUUUGGAAAGUUAUGCCAUUUGGGUUAACUAAUGCACCUUCAACGUUUCAAAGGCUAAUGAAUGAAACCUUAAAAGGUUAUAUUGGAAAGUUCGUGAUCGUUUAUUUGGAUGAUAUUUUGAUAUUCUCUAAAGAUCAAAAAGAACAUACCAUGCAUUUAGGAUUAGUGCUGAAUCGUCUUCAAAAAGCUCAAUUGUACGCAAAGAAAAGUAAGUGUCAUUUCUAUUUGGAUAAAGUACACUUCUUAGGUCAUACAAUUGAUAAAGAUGGAAUUCAUGUGGACGAUAAGAAAGUGAAAGCUAUGGUAGACUGGCCUAAACCCCAGAAACCCAAGGAUGCUGCUAGUUUCUUAGGUCUCGCAGGAUUUUAUAGAAAAUUCGUUGAAGACUUUUCGGGCGUUGCCAAUCCGCUAUAUGAAUAUAGUAACAAGAAAAGAUCGUGGGAUGACGAUUGUGAUCGUGCAUUUCAGACCUUGAAAAGUAAAUUGACUUCGGCUCCAGUAUUGUUGCCGUUUGAUGAAUCUAAAGGUAUUGUAGUAACUACAGAUGCCUCGGAUUACGCAGUGGGUGCUACCUUGGAACUGGUAAAUGAUCAGGGAAAUGUAGAAGGUGUUGUUGCAUAUAUGAGUGCUAAGUUACAUGGUGCGCAAUUGAAUUGGCCUGUUCGUGAAAAAGAAGGGUAUGCAAUUCGAUUGGCUUUAGAACAUUGGUCACAUUAUUUGAAAGGAAAACAUUUUGUUCUACACACAGAUCAUGAAUCUUUGAAGUUCUUACAUUCUAAGAAAGAUACUUCUCCGAAGAUUGCCAGAUGGUUAGACACAUUUGCUGAGUAUGAUUUUGAGAUCGUUUAUAUUCCUGGUGAACAUAAUAGAGCUGAUGGAUUGUCCAGAAGGCCAGAUCUCAAGAAUACUACUUGUUCCGACACAGUGGAAAUGGCAAAGACAAUUGAUGCCAAGCUGUGGACGUUACAAACUUCGAAUGUAAUAACAACGUUUAAUGCUAUUACUCCAGAGUUGCUGGAUACCAUUAAACAAGGUUAUGCAACAGACAAUGAUUUUAAAAUAAUCUAUGAGGUAUUAUCGAAGAAAAUCGAAACACCACCAGAAUUCAGGACAAUUAUAAAAACGUAUGAAAUCAAAGAUGGUUUGUUGUAUUAUGGGUUCACUUCGAGAACUAAAAAUAAACUGUGCAUUCCUGAUAAUGAGAUUCGCGGGCAAAUAUUGAAAUUAGCUCAUGAUUCGCCAGCCUCUGCUCAUUGUGAUGCAUUAAGAACAUUUUUGAAUAUAUCUCCUUUCUAUCAUUGGCCUCGAAUGCAGAAAACUAUUAUUAACUAUGUGAAAACUUGUGAGUUAUGUCAAAAGUCGAAAAGCAAAACUGGACGACCUUUUGGUACAUAUCACCCGCUGGAAGUUUCUGAUGAUCGUUGGAGAGAUAUCAAUAUUGAUUUUCUGUCAGGAAUGGAACCUGAUAUUACAUCGGGUAAUGAUUCGAUCAUGGUAGUUAUUGAUAGGUUGAGUAAAAUGUCACAUAUGAUUGGGUUGAAGAAAACAACGACUACGGAAGAACUUUGUAAUAUUUUCAUGCGUGAAAUUUUUAGAUUACAUGGUGCUCCGCGUAGCAUUGUUUCCGAUCGAGACAAAUUAUUUACCUCUGCUGUCUGGGAUAGAUUUGCUCAACGAUUGGGCAUACACUUGAAUUUUACGACGAGUAAUAAUCCACAAGGUGAUGGCCAAGUUGAAAGGUUAAAUAGGACAAUCUCAGAAAGAAUGAGGACGUUGUGUGAACAGUAUCCCCAGAGUUGGAAUGAAUUAUUACCUAUGUUAGAGUUUGGGUAUAACAACUCGUACCAGUCCACAAUUAGGGCAACUCCAUUCUUAGCUGCGUAUGCUUUUCAUCCGAGAUUUGUUGGACUAUUAAAUCCUAUACAGCCGUCUGUGAGAGAUCCGUUGGGUCACGAACAAGAAACAGGUAGAAGUUUCAAGGCUCAAUUGGAUAGGAUAUUACAGCGUUCGGAGGCUAUUCGAGAGGAUAUAAUCCGCUCCAUAGCAGCCGAACAGGAACGUAUUUCAAUUGAAAGAAAUAAGAAAAUGAUUCCAGCACAUUUCAAAGUCGGCGAUAAAAUUCUGAUACAUAACAGUGCGUAUAUGAAACCAACCAAGGGUCAGAAAUUCCAAUUUCUGUGGUAUGGGCCGUUUGAAAUUGUGGAACAGGUUUCUACUAGUAGUUAUAGAAUUGCUAUUAGAAAAGGGAAGACUAAACAUGACGUAUUUCCAGCGAAAAGUCUCAAACCCUUUAAUGAAAGACAGAAUGAUUAUGGUCGCGUGCCGCCUGUCAACGAUGAAGACAUCCGGGCCCGGAUCAAUGAAAUCUGUGGGUUUGGAGAUAUGCAGCAACGAGGUAAUGAGACCUUGGUGGAAGCUAAGUGGAAGGACUGUGAAGAUUGGGACUCAACCAUUAUUCCGUUGGAAUGGGUUAAGGAGAAGGUUCCAGAAGACUAUCUGUUGUAUUUGAAACAACAUAGGAAUCGCCGCCAAUCUUUACAAUACUGCUGCGAUUCAGGAAGAAGAGAAAUGUUGAUGUCUAGACCAAACGGUAGAAAUAGGACAGGAAGACCAAGGGUGAAUGCCAAGAAAAUCGGUAAACGUCGUGGUAACAACAGAUUUUGA